Adineta ricciae is the source of this 651-nucleotide messenger RNA. Lineage: Eukaryota; Metazoa; Rotifera; Eurotatoria; Adinetida; Adinetidae. The record is from the annotation of a GenBank genome assembly.
AUGAAUCGAUCGCUAUGGAAUCAAAUUCAGAUAUAUGAAAUAUGUCGCCAGCACUCACAUUGCUACCGUCUCCGUCCUCCACCUCGAAUACCGACAUUUCCAAAAUUACUUCCAACGAUUUCGCCAUCUGCAUCGACUUAUUCUUUUUUAAACAUCGAUGUUUAUUUGAUUCUAUUUGGAAUUGUUCUUUCUCUGAUUUCAAUUUGUUUUCUUCUGAUCGUAUUUGUAAUCAAAAUUCGAAUCUAUCGUAAAACUCAAAAGCAAUAUCACCAGAAGACAAACGACACAAAUCAUAUCAAAACGUCUACUUCGUUGCCGAGUAUUUUCCGCGCCUCUUACAAAUCUUUCACACCCAUCACUCUAACCACCAAUCAAUCUCCGUCAUUACUCGUGAUCAAUCAAUCCAAUUCGAAUUCUGAAACGCAUCUACCCUAUCAUAAUCAUUCUCUGAACAUUUAUGACAUCGCUCGACUAUCGUCAAAUCAUCGACAUUGUUCAUGCUGUUCAUGUGCCUUGUCAUACUAUGAAAAAUCGCAUUCGAUCUAUACAUCGCGUCCAAUACCAAUGUAUUAUUAUCCAUGUAGAUCAUCGAAAAGUUCGCAUGGUCGACAGGAAUGUACUUGUCGGAACUUUUUUAUGCCAAUAAAAUAA